AUGUACAAGAUGCUACUCUUGUCUUGCAUUGCACUAACUCUUGCACUCCUCACAAGCAGUGCACCCACUUCAAGCUCUACACAGGAGACACAGGACCAGCUGGAACAACUACUGCUAGACUUACAGAAGCUUCUGAAUGGAGUCACUAAGAAUCCCAAACGCCCCAAGAUGCUAAAAGUAAAACUCUAUCCACCUAAGACGGUCUCAGAGCUGAAACAUCUUCAGUGCCUGGAAGAAGAACUCAAACCCCUGGAGGAAGUGCUAAAUUUAGCUGAACGCAAAAGCUUACCCUGGGUAGAUACAAAGGUGUUCGUCAGUAACAUCAAUAUAACAGUUCUGAACCUAAAGGAAUCUGAACCAGCAUUUGUGUGUGAAGAAGAUGAUGAAGGAGUAGACAUUAUUGAAUUUUUGAAGAGAUGGAUUACCUUUUGCCAGAAAAUCAGUUCAAGACUGACUUGA
Messenger RNA from Octodon degus (degu), 459 nucleotides. It is a transcript of the gene Il2, whose product is annotated as interleukin 2. The record is from RefSeq and is a predicted model, not a curated record. The transcript has 4 exons. NCBI's taxonomy places the organism in Eukaryota, Metazoa, Chordata, Mammalia, Rodentia, Octodontidae. Gene Ontology annotation, cellular component: extracellular region. Gene Ontology annotation, molecular function: growth factor activity; interleukin-2 receptor binding. Gene Ontology annotation, biological process: immune response. The coding region runs from base 1 to 459 and encodes 152 amino acids.